Phyllotreta striolata is the source of this 1582-nucleotide messenger RNA. The record is from the annotation of a GenBank genome assembly. Lineage: Eukaryota; Metazoa; Arthropoda; Insecta; Coleoptera; Chrysomelidae.
AGGUGUCAAAUUUCAUUAACGCCAUCGGCGGUUUAUGUUCGUUAAAUUCGCGAUGUUCAUACAAAAUAGGUGGGUGAAUAAUUUGUACGGAGCAACGAUAACCCUUUGUUUGAUGGCCGUAACGUGUUACCCGGACUUCUGGACGAUGAAAACCGAAAUGGGACGGACGAUGCAAGUACUGGAGGCCGUGUUUGCGGUAAACGUGACGAGACUGGAGCGAGGAAUGCGGUGGAAUUUCCGGAACAUCGGCACCAGCGAGAGCGCCAAGUUGUUGCUGUGGGAUUUCUUCAUACCUCUUCUGGAAAGGUCGACCAUCGCGUUGGCGGGUUGUUUGUGCUCGGCAUUGUUGGGCAACAAUUUCGGCAGGAGAACCACAUUAAUGAUCAUAUCGUUCGUUACCGUGCUGUUUUACGUGGGGAAAAUUAUAAUCGAUUCCACUUUAUUGAAGCUUAUAAGCAGUUUCACUACGUUAGGUACUAUGAACGUUGUGAUAACGUACAUGAGCGAGAUAUCGCCUUGUGAAUCGAGAGGUGUGUAUAUCGUAUUGCCUAGCAGUAUGGCGUUGUUUAGGUACCUCUACGAUCAGUAUUUGGAAAAUGAGAAAUACUACAUAUCUGUGGCGUUGUUGUGUAUAACUCCUGUAUCGAUAUUCGUGUUCUGCGAGGAGAGUCCUUACUAUCAUUUGAUCCAGAAUCAGCCGGAUAUGGCGUUUAAGAAAUUGUGCGCGUUUCGACAAGGAGAUGUGAAUGUAGAUAAAGAAAUUACAGAAAUGAUGGACGAUGUUAACGAACUCACUUAUCUAACUAUCAAAGAUUUGAAGUACACGAUAAAAAUGGCCAUGGGGUUGAUAUUCCUGGAGUGGUUCUCCGCAGCGAAUGUAGCUGUUUUAAUAGGCAGUUGGAUAUACAAAUCCUUCCAGGAACAUACGGAUUAUUUACCGAAUUUUCUCUCGCUGAUAAUACUAAUCGCGCAAUUGCUGAGCGUUUUUGUCGUGGAGAAAUGCGAGAGGAAGAACCUCCUGAUCACUUCGGUGAUAGGCAUGAUAUUCUUCCAAUCGAUAUGGUGCAUACGAUUCGGCUUCACGGUGCUCAGCGUGCAACAUUUCAAGUAUAUUUCUCUAGUUCUAUUCGCCAUAUUCACCGUGUUCUUCUACCUGGGCAUCGGCUCGCUCGUUUGGGUCAUCCUGGCCGAAAUUUACCCGUCGACCAAAAAAAUCUGGUACCUCGGCGUCUCGAUUUACAUGGUGUUCUAUUUCUCCUUCGUGUUCGUCUUCCCGUUUUUGUACCUGUUGGCUUUCGUGUUCUCGUCCUCGCCCGUCGGCGGAAUCAUCGUCCUCAUCGGCUGCUGGAUGAUCGUUUUUUACUUCCUCGUUUUCCGGAACACCGUCAUCGAAACCAGGCAGAAGAGCUUGUGGAAAAUCCAGGCCGAAUUGUAUCACAAUUAUUAAAUUCGUAAUGGCAUUGGACGAUAUUAAUUUAUAAUGUGAUUGCGAUUUAUGUUUUAAUUAGAUGUAGAAUUAUAUUUGUGUUGUGAAUGCGUAUGUUAUUUUGGGGAAUGGAUAGUUUAUAAUAUUGUAUUAUCU